AUGCCCCUGCCCAACCAUCAUAGCCAAGGCAAACCCAGCUCCAAGCACAUGGCAUCUGCCUCUCCUCCACCCGGCCUGGAGGUGCCAGGUGCCCACUUACAUCUGCACCAGGUCUGGGAAGUUCUGCAGCAUGCCCUUCACCAUCUCGGGCAUCUCAGAAAGGAGCAGACCCUCCAUCACCCAGUAGGAGUCCCUGGCGAAAGGGACAGCUCAGGUGCCACUGCAGGGAAUGACUCUCAAGCCACGAAGUACAGAAACUUGCGGGAACAGCGCUUGGCCACCCUGAAGUCCAUCCUUUGGGAUGAGGAGAAAGGUGUGACCUUUUGGUUUGACUAUGACCUUGAAAACGGAAAGAAGCAAGAGUUUUACCCAUCCAACCUUGCCCCUCUCUGGGCGGGCUGCUUCUCUGACCCAGGUGUCGUGGACAAGGCUCUGAAAUAGCUGGAGGUGAGGGGGCAGCAGGACAGCCAGAUAUUGACCUAUCAAUACGGGAUCCCAACAUCUCUCCGGAAAACGGGCCAGCGGUGGGACUUCCCCAAUGCCUGGCCCCCCCUCCAGGACCUGGUCAUCAGAGGUCUGACCAAGUCUCCUUCACCGUGGACCCAGGAAGUAGCUUUCCAGCUGAUGCAGAAUUGGAUCCGAACCAACUUUGAUGUCUACUCCCAAAAGGCAGCCAUGUACAAGAAGGUGAGCGGGUAUGACAUCAGCAAUGAUGGACAACCCGGUGGCGGAGGGGAGUAUGAAGUUCAGGAGGGGUUUGACUGGACCAGUGGAGUGGUCCUGAGUUCAGGAACCCAAACAGCUUUCCUGGAGGCCCAGUGCCUCAGAGUAGCCCUUCUGCUUAGCCUGCUGCCACAGUGA
Messenger RNA from Artibeus jamaicensis (Jamaican fruit-eating bat), 861 nucleotides. It is a transcript of the gene TREH, whose product is annotated as trehalase. Lineage: Eukaryota; Metazoa; Chordata; Mammalia; Chiroptera; Phyllostomidae. The record is from RefSeq and is a predicted model, not a curated record. Gene Ontology annotation, molecular function: alpha,alpha-trehalase activity. Gene Ontology annotation, biological process: trehalose catabolic process.